Malaya genurostris is the source of this 4502-nucleotide messenger RNA. It is a transcript of the gene Delta, whose product is annotated as neurogenic locus protein delta. The transcript has 6 exons. Gene Ontology annotation, cellular component: plasma membrane; protein-containing complex. Gene Ontology annotation, biological process: establishment or maintenance of epithelial cell apical/basal polarity; cell communication; multicellular organism development. The record is from RefSeq and is a predicted model, not a curated record. NCBI's taxonomy places the organism in Eukaryota, Metazoa, Arthropoda, Insecta, Diptera, Culicidae. The coding region runs from base 726 to 3173 and encodes 815 amino acids. Gene Ontology annotation, molecular function: calcium ion binding.
AACGGACAGCUGCUUGGUGUACAAUUACGCUUAGUGUGUGGAAGAAUGAGAGAAAUAUCAAGCAUGGAAAGAGAUGUACAAUCAUUUAAUAUACGAAGUUUGCCGAUCCAGUAAAACGCUGGAGUGUUGCAUUCAGUUUGUUCAUGUAAGUCUAAAAGAAAACGUUUCGCGGUCUAGUGGAAUUUUGUCGGUUUGUAACUUAUGUGGUCCUUGAGAACUAACAGUGGUGGUAACUUAAUGGUAAUUAAAAAUAACGCUGAAUAUUUUUCUUUAAAAACAGGAACUUGUUUAUAGGUGAAAUGUGGUAAUCUAUGCUGCAAUCAAUAUAACAAAUCCUCCCAACAGCAACCGGAUCUUGAGUAAAGCAACAAGUCGUGGAAAUGAAAUGUGCACAUAUUCAAUCGAUUUCGAUACAUUCAUCAUUGGUCGACAAAAAAUCACGAAAAUUGAAUGUUUGAUUAUUGUGUGCUAAAAUGAUUGCUAGUGCUGGAGUUAUGCAAAUUGCAACGGUAAAAGAAUGAGUUGAAGAAUAUAAAAAUGUGUUAUGUGGUGAAGUGCAGGUGAUAUGUUUUACUAUCAGAUUUCAAUUAUUUAAAACAUAAAGAGUGUCAGCUUAUUGGAAUAACCGCCGCCAUAAAAUCAUACAACUCGUCUUACUCGCACGUGGCAGAAAGUCUACCCUGUAUAAAAGAAACAAUUGAAGGCAAUAAAAAGUGUUGAACACAAUGUAUACAAUUCAUUUGUUCUUCGUUCUACAAUUAAGUACAGUGUUACUAACAAGCCAGGUUGAAGGUUCUGGACUGUUUGAGCUUAAAUUAAUAUACUUCAGAAAUGAGCGAGGUGUUGAUAACGAUGGUUCCUGCUGUUCAGGACGUGUUAACCUAAAUGGCAACUGUAUUGGAACGUGCAAAACAAGAUUUCGCGUGUGUUUAAAACAUUAUCAAGCGAAAAUUGACACCUCCUCGCCUUGCACGUUUGGUGAUUUUACUACUCCAACAUUUGAAGGAAAUACGUUAAAUCUAACUGAGAAAACUAUGCAAGAAGGAUUCGGGAACCCAAUACAUUUUCCAUUUGAAUUUGGAUGGCCGGGAACUUUUACUCUUAUUCUAGAGGCAUGGCAUGAUACCAAUGAAACCACAACAAGGUCGUCAGGUGUUUUAAUUUCACGACUUUCUAUUCAACGCGUUUUGGACGUAUCUGCAGAGUGGACCAAGGACAAUUACAAUUCGUCGCACACUAUUAUGCAGUACGCAUUUCGAGUUACCUGUGACUCCUCUUAUUAUGGCACGGGAUGUGCUAAUCUCUGCCGAAAACGCGAUGAUCAGUUUGGGCAUUACACUUGCUCAUCUAUCGGUGAGCGUGUAUGUCUAGCUGGUUGGCAGGGUGAUUAUUGUACCACCGCACGUUGUACUUCGGGAUGUGAUGUACAACAUGGUCACUGUAACAAGCCGAAUGAAUGCAUAUGUCAAUCCGGGUGGAAAGGAGCGUUAUGUGAUGAAUGUGAACCUUAUCCAGGAUGUGUUCAUGGAACCUGCAAGAAACCUUGGGAAUGUCUAUGUAACGAAGGUUGGGGAGGAUUAUUUUGUAACCAGGACUUGAAUUUCUGUACGAAUCACAAGCCAUGCCAAAACGGUGGUACCUGUUUUAAUACUGGUCAAGGUUCUUACACUUGUCAAUGCCCCCCAGGCUACACAGGGACAGAUUGUGAAGUUCAAAUCAGUGAUUGUGCAGCGAGUCCUUGUUUGAAUGGAGGAGUAUGCCAUGAGAAAAAACUUAUUGGUGGUUAUAAAUGUGUAUGCAAUAAAGGAUGGACAGGAGCACACUGCGAAAAAGAAACGUUAACUUGUGUCGAGAAGCCAUGCAUACAUGGAGUUUGUAAAGAUACCAAUUUGGGGUUUAAAUGUGAAUGUCCUGUGAAUUACAGUGGAAUCGCUUGCGAGGUACAAGUAGACGAAUGCAAUCCGAAUCCUUGUGAAAAUGGGGGUUCAUGCUUGAAAAAAGGAGGCAUGUUUCAAUGUCAAUGUUCUAAUGGAUAUAAUGGAAUACGCUGUGAAACUAAUAUCGACGACUGUCAAUACAAUCCUUGUUUGAACGGAGGAUCUUGUGUAGACAUGAUAAAUCAAUUUAGAUGCCAAUGCGUCCCUGGUUUUAUUGGUAAGCUUUGUGAAAACAAAGUCGAUUUGUGUUUAACCAAGCCUUGUGCAAAUGGUGGAACAUGUGAAAAUUUAAAUAAUGACUACUGUUGCACAUGUCGAGCUGGUUUCACAGGCAAGGAUUGUAGUGUUGACGUUGACGAAUGUAAUUCUUCGCCAUGUAAAAAUGGUGGCACAUGUGUCAACAAAGUGAAUAGUUACCAAUGCGUUUGUGCUGGUGGAUUUCGGGGAGUGAACUGUGAAGAGGAAGCCUUAUCACCCAACUGGGACUCAGAAAUAGGGAGAAUAUCUGCACAUAUCGCGAGUGUACAUCAUGAAGCUCAAAGUGGACGAACUGAUGGACUCAGUAGUAGUCAGAUUGUGUUGAUAGCUAUUUUUUCUGUAUCCACUCCAUUGGCUGCCUUUAUAGCAACUGCGGUUGUAAUUUGUAUGAAACGUAAACGUCGUAGAGAGCAGGAAAAAGACGAUGCUGAGGCACGUAAACAAAACGAACAAAAUGCCUCGCAUAUGACGCAUCUCCAUCAAAACUCGAUGUCAUCGAAGCGAAGUAGUAAUAGUGCUCUUACAAACCUGGAUACUUCCCAUCAUAUGAUCAAAAAUACUUGGGAUAAGAGUGUGAAUAAUAUGGCGGCCUCAGUAAGUCUUGAAGAGGGCUGUCUAAUGAACAGCAAUUUAUAUAGUGGUAUUGCCAAUACAUUUGGUGAGACGAAUUCGGGUAGCAGUGAACAAUGUUAUCAUGCCAUUCCGACUACUUUGCAACGUGUCAAAUCGCAGAAGCAGCUAAACACUGAUCCUUUGGUGAUGCAUUGUACUCCUCAGACACAAACUUCACAAAUGGCAUCAGUCGGAUCUAUAGGUGUUCCUGUUUCUUCUACUUCUUCGACAACUGUGGUGGCUAAAGAAACGAUGAUGGAAAAACGAAUAUCAGUACUUUCUGAUGAUAGUUUAUGUAACACUCGGUGGAGCACUGGUAUGCAAACUCGUCAAACAGUUGGUCCCUGCAGUCCACCACACGUUUAAUAUAGUAUUUAAAAUCAUCGAAAUGAGAUCUCUUAUGUUUGGUAUAAACAAACUUUUUUUCUUCAGUGAAUUACCAAUUGUAAUUUCUGCUAUAAAUGAACAAUCGUAAUCAUAAAAAUUACAUGAUGAAGUUAGGUUAAAAUAAUAAUUCAUCUGCAUUUUUGAAAACCCCGUGAUGAUCGUAAUUUUUACAAUUUAGUCAUUUUUAUGUGAAAAGAUGAAACAGCGGAGCAGAUAUUGUAAUCUAUGAUAUUAAAUCAAUAUUUUCUGUACAUGUUUGGAUCGCAAAAGAAAACAUACUUCUGAAUUUCAGCCUUUCUCAUUUUAUUUAUUGCAAUGCAAGGUGAUUAAUUGAUUUUUUGUUCAAUUAAACUGAACAACCAAGGGAUGCUUUCAACUAUUAUUAAAUAAAAACUCAUGUAAAUAUAUAACCUUAAGAAAAUUGACUCAAUUGUUUUACUUUUUAUCGUAAAUUGAAAUCAUUUUCCGCUGUUUCACGUUUGAUUUUCAAUAUAUUUUUUCCAACCGUCACAUGUAAAUACUAAUUCAACUGAUAGAAAAUAAGCAGUCAACAGUUGCAGUUGAGAGCAACAGUAUGGUUUAUAUGAUUUUUCGAAUGUUAAAAUUCCCAUAUAAUUUACUUUUUAUAAAACUUUUUAGUCAUAUGCUAAAAAGCCACGUGUUUCCGAAGCAUUUAUUGUAUUCUUAAUUGGCUGUAUAUGAUUAAAACCAGAUACAGGUGUGAAUGUUCCAUAUAGAUAGCAUGUAGUAGCAAUUGCGCGAUGUGUUCUGCUAUGCAGGAUUCACAAGAAAUAACUAGUUCAAAAUGAAGAAAAUUUUGGAAUUUUCAUAUAUGACUAGCGUUAUGGGCAAUAAAUAACAUCAAAACUGAUACAGCAUGGAUGUGCAAACUGUUUGAAAAUGUUUUAUUUUCAUGCCAUACUCUAUCUAUUUUACAUUUUUGAAACGUUUUCAAUUCUGUUUAAGAUACAAAACAAUUAGAGGUGGCCAGUCUAAUGAUGUAAGUGUGUUUUUUGAUAUCUUAAACUAAGAGAACUUAAGAUUAUAAUGUCAUAUCUGAACAAAAUGAACGUAUGUUGACCACCGUUAUUUACUUCAUCUUAACAUUUCCGCAAAUUCAUAAUUAAUAGAGGUAUUGUGAUCCAAGUUUAAUAGUAGCUCUUAUCAUCUAGGUUGCAGCAAAUAAGAUUCUGAACAAUGUACUCAAUAGAGAAAACGAUAAAAACUAAGUCAAAUAGUUUACAUUUUGUUGUAAAACGCUGAAUAAUUUAAAAUACAAAUGACUGAAAUUAAAUUGAUAUAUGAAUA